AUGAAUGAACCUCUCAUCGAGAAAUAUGAAAUAUCAGCUGAACUAUCUGAUGUUGCUCGAGAGAAGCAUAGAAGCAAAUCUCAUCGUGUAUCUAGACGUGAUCGUGAACCAAGCAGAAUACCAAUACGAAGUUUGAAAAGGUUAAGGAACAAGAGCAGAAAGGUUAGAAAAUUUGUCUACGCACGUAUUCUGUCGUGUAUCCCCAUGUCAUCUACAUUGUACUGUUAUCAGGUUAUGUUAAUACUAAAAACUAUUGAAUAAAAGGACGUUUAAGUUUAAAUGUCGUGAAAGAAUUCGUCAAAGAAUAAGAAAGGUAAAAUGUCGUGCCAGUCGAUGUUUGACAUUGUUUUCUUGUAACAAACUGAUGUGUUCUUGCAAGAGUGAGGCUUAUAUAGCAAAUUAUUGCAACUCCAAAUUAAGCAGAGACGUAGUAAAAAAUCCUGGUCCUCCAAUAUAUUUUGACCCUAACAAAACAAUAGCAGUUCCAUAA
Messenger RNA from Pocillopora meandrina, 490 nucleotides. The record is from the annotation of a GenBank genome assembly. Lineage: Eukaryota; Metazoa; Cnidaria; Anthozoa; Scleractinia; Pocilloporidae.